This is a messenger RNA of Trichoderma gamsii, 1212 nucleotides long. RefSeq lists its product as hypothetical. Gene Ontology annotation, molecular function: RNA binding. The coding region runs from base 1 to 1212 and encodes 403 amino acids. The transcript is spliced from 3 exons. Lineage: Eukaryota; Fungi; Ascomycota; Sordariomycetes; Hypocreales; Hypocreaceae. The record is from RefSeq and is a predicted model, not a curated record.
AUGUUCAUUGGUGGAUUAAACUGGGAGACGACUGACCAAUCUCUCCGAGACUACUUUUCCCAAUUCGGCGAAGUCGUCGAGUGCACUGUGAUGCGAGACAGCAGCUCCGGCCGAUCCCGAGGGUUUGGUUUCUUAACCUUCAAGGACGCCAAAACUGUCAAUAUCGUCAUGGUCAAGGAGCAUUUCCUGGACGGUAAAAUUAUUGAUCCCAAGAGAGCAAUUCCUCGCGAUGAACAAGAAAAGACCAGCAAGAUUUUUGUUGGUGGAGUCAGCCAAGAUACUACAGAUCAAGAGUUCCGGGAGUAUUUUGCCCAGUUUGGUAGGGUCGUUGAUGCCACGCUGAUGAUGGAUAAAGACACAGGCAGGCCUCGAGGUUUUGGGUUCGUUACUUUUGAAAGCGAAGCCGGCGUCGAUGCUUGCAUCAAUGUGCCCCUUGAAAUACAUGGAAAGCCCAUUGAAGUUAAAAAGGCCCAGCCGAGGGGCAACCUACGAGAGGAAGAGGAGGCGUCGAAACGUGGAAAAUUCAGAAAGGGUGAUGACCAGUCCGGCCAAGCCGGAAUGGGUCAACAAAUGGGUGGUAACAACUCAGGUAUGACACCACAGGUCAUGGCCCAAUACUUCCAACGAAUGCAGCAAUACUUUGCCAUGAUGCAGUCACAAAUGGCCAUGUCUCGAGGCAUGCCUAUGAACCCGGCCAUGUGGCAGCAGAUGCAGCAGAUGCAACAGAUGCAACAGAUGAUGGGACGUGGUGGUGGUCCUGGACAGAAUAUGAUGAACAAUAUGAACCCCCAAAUGAUGCAGCAGAUGCAACAGAUGCAGCAGCAAAUGAUGCAGCAGCAACAGGGCGGUGUUCAGGGCGGCGGUGAUGGUAGCUACAAUGGCUAUGACCAAUAUCAACAGCAAGGUUCCCAAGGCCAUGGCAGCGGCAGGCGAGGUGGCCGCGGAGGCUAUGGCGGCGGCGGAUACAACAAUAUGGGUGGAGGUGGAGGAGCUCCUACAUCUUGGGAGGGCAUGUACGACGAUGUGCCACAGCCUAACGCCGGCCAGGGAUCAUCUCGACGUGGUGGAAGCGUUGGGCAGGGAACCCCCGACCCUCAGCACUCACCGCCGGCCAACGCUCCCACAGGGCCAAAGAACGCUGGAAAGCCUGGCGCAAACUACCGUGGUGGUGGACGUGGCGGAAGCAGAGGCUUCCAUCCUUACGCUCGAUGA